UAUCCUCAGGGUCCAAGAAUCGCCGGCCUUAAAAUGAAUAACAACCGGUCUGGACACGCUGCCCCAUCUGGGUGUGGGCAACCACAUUGAUGCCGCUUAUGUCUUUCCUGGCAUCAUGCCAUCCACUCGCCUCAGGGUAUCUGCCAUAUUCGCUUCUUUCAGGCCAUCUACGGAUCUUCGGCCACCCUACCUAUCAGGGAAGCUCGUUUCCUCCUCCCGAGGCCUCAUAUAGCGCAGAGAAGAAGAUUUUUGAGCACCUCAUAACAAUCAUACCUUUCGCAGCGCCACAAACGACCUCACGCUAAAAACACCAACAUUGGAACAUUUUUUCCGCUUGGAAUUUCAUCUCCAAACUUGCACCACAUCUUUUUGACAUCCCAAAGAUCCAAUAUCUCCAGCUGCAACCUGCUGCAGCAUCUGGUUCAAGAGUUAUUCAAGGAGA
Westerdykella ornata is the source of this 442-nucleotide messenger RNA. RefSeq lists its product as uncharacterized. The coding region runs from base 90 to 305 and encodes 71 amino acids. The transcript is spliced from 2 exons. NCBI's taxonomy places the organism in Eukaryota, Fungi, Ascomycota, Dothideomycetes, Pleosporales, Sporormiaceae. The record is from RefSeq and is a predicted model, not a curated record.